This is a messenger RNA of Cynocephalus volans (Philippine flying lemur), 1530 nucleotides long. It is a transcript of the gene PPP2R2B, whose product is annotated as protein phosphatase 2 regulatory subunit Bbeta. The coding region runs from base 1 to 1530 and encodes 509 amino acids. The transcript is spliced from 10 exons. Gene Ontology annotation, cellular component: protein phosphatase type 2A complex; cytosol. Gene Ontology annotation, molecular function: protein binding; protein phosphatase regulator activity. NCBI's taxonomy places the organism in Eukaryota, Metazoa, Chordata, Mammalia, Dermoptera, Cynocephalidae. The record is from RefSeq and is a predicted model, not a curated record.
AUGCUUCUCUCGUUACCUGCCUUACAUCUUCAGACCUCCGAACACCAUUCUCUCUUCCAGCUGCCACACGGAAGGCUCGGACCAUGGUGCAGUCCCACUGGCUCCCCUGCCCCCCUCUCCUGUGAGACUGGCUGCGGGGAGGGAUCAUGGAUACUUGUCUACCGGCUUCUGGUUCCCACGCAAGUAAGCCUGCUGUCAAUGGAGGAGGACAUUGAUACCCGCAAAAUCAACAACAGUUUCCUGCGCGACCACAGCUAUGCGACCGAAGCUGACAUUAUCUCUACGGUAGAAUUCAACCACACGGGAGAAUUGCUAGCGACAGGGGACAAGGGGGGUCGGGUUGUAAUAUUUCAACGAGAGCAGGAGAGUAAAAAUCAGGUUCAUCGCAGGGGUGAAUACAAUGUUUACAGCACAUUCCAGAGCCAUGAACCCGAGUUCGAUUACCUGAAGAGUUUAGAAAUAGAAGAAAAAAUCAAUAAAAUAAGAUGGCUUCCUCAACAGAAUGCAGCCUACUUUCUUCUGUCUACUAAUGAUAAAACUGUGAAGCUGUGGAAAGUCAGUGAGCGUGACAAGAGGCCCGAAGGCUACAAUCUGAAAGAUGAAGAGGGCCGGCUCCGGGAUCCUGCCACCAUCACGACCCUGCGGGUGCCUGUUCUGAGACCCAUGGACCUGAUGGUGGAGGCCACCCCGCGAAGAGUAUUUGCCAACGCACACACAUAUCACAUCAACUCCAUAUCAGUCAACAGUGACUAUGAAACCUACAUGUCUGCUGAUGACCUGAGGAUUAAUCUGUGGAACUUUGAAAUAACCAAUCAAAGUUUUAAUAUCGUGGACAUUAAGCCAGCUAACAUGGAGGAGCUCACAGAGGUGAUCACAGCAGCCGAGUUCCACCCGCAUCACUGUAACACCUUCGUGUAUAGCAGCAGCAAAGGGACAAUCCGGCUGUGUGACAUGCGGGCGUCGGCCCUGUGUGACAGGCACACCAAGUUUUUUGAAGAGCCGGAAGAUCCAAGCAACAGAUCGUUUUUCUCUGAAAUUAUCUCUUCGAUUUCGGAUGUGAAGUUCAGUCACAGUGGGAGGUAUAUCAUGACCAGGGACUAUCUGACCGUUAAAGUCUGGGAUCUCAACAUGGAAAACCGCCCCAUCGAGACUUACCAGGUUCAUGACUACCUCCGCAGCAAGCUGUGCUCUCUCUAUGAAAAUGAUUGCAUUUUUGAUAAAUUUGAAUGUGUGUGGAAUGGGUCAGACAGUGUCAUCAUGACGGGCUCCUACAACAACUUCUUCAGGAUGUUUGACCGAAACACCAAACGUGAUGUGACCCUUGAGGCCUCAAGGGAAAACAGCAAACCUCGGGCUAUCCUCAAACCCCGAAAAGUGUGCGUGGGGGGCAAGAGGAGAAAAGACGAGAUCAGUGUCGACAGCCUGGACUUUAGCAAAAAGAUCUUGCAUACAGCUUGGCAUCCUUCAGAAAAUAUUAUAGCAGUGGCGGCUACAAAUAACCUAUAUAUAUUCCAGGACAAGGUUAACUAG